This is a messenger RNA of Carassius carassius (crucian carp), 6441 nucleotides long. Its product is annotated as neuroligin-1-like. Gene Ontology annotation, molecular function: signaling receptor activity; neurexin family protein binding. Lineage: Eukaryota; Metazoa; Chordata; Actinopteri; Cypriniformes; Cyprinidae. Gene Ontology annotation, cellular component: synapse; postsynaptic specialization membrane; cell surface. The transcript is spliced from 9 exons. The record is from RefSeq and is a predicted model, not a curated record. Gene Ontology annotation, biological process: presynaptic membrane assembly; postsynaptic membrane assembly; chemical synaptic transmission. The coding region runs from base 640 to 3210 and encodes 856 amino acids.
UUGAAGACUUGAAUUUUAAACAUCUGGUCUGUCAUGAGAGGAAGCAGUUUUGGUUUCUCUCUGUUUGCCUUUAGCUUAGUCUCCUUUUAGAUGUUGUUCAAGAAAUCUGACAAUACUUAUUUGUAUAUCACAGUCUUGGGUUUGCACAGUGACAGGCUAAAAAAAGAACACUGUUUGAAAAUUGCACCUCCAACCUGAGGACAUGACAGGAAGAAGCAUGAAUCAUAAAGCUGCCUUUGAUGGGAUUCCACCCACAUCCUCAUGGCGCUCAAAGUGAGGAGAAUGAAGAGAAAACAACUUGACAUCCAAGCAGGAUAUAGACCAACCACUACACCAGGCUUGAUUUAUCUGUGGACAACCUACCAGAAACGCCUCCCCCACCCCUGCCCGUACAUAGCCAGGAUGGAAAGCUAUGUUGUCAGUAGGAUGGGACCUGACGAAUGCUGGUCUUGAUGAAGAUGUUGCUCGGAUCCGUAUUUAAUUCCAUGUGGGAAUACUUGCCAUGCAAUGAGGCUUUGAGAUUUUUGACAGCUUUGCUAUCGGAACAUCUGGCACCUUGGGUUUGAUCGUUUCUUUCGUGCAAGUGGAUAUAAACUAGUACGUCCGCUCUUAGCGUGACUAGCGUGAAGAGGAUUGAACAUGCCCUUCCAACAGCCAAACCGCCUGCGCGGUGUGUGGAGGGCCAUGUGUCCGCGGCUAGGUCUCAGCGCUAGCCUGGAUCUGUCAUUCUUGUGUUGGAUAUUAGGCUUGGCCCUGCACUCACAGCUGGCAGCCUCGCAAAAACUGGAUGAAACAGACCCCAUUGUCACUACAACUUACGGCAAACUGCGGGGAUUCAAAAAGGAACUCAACAAUGAGAUUCUGGGGCCUGUCAUCCAGUUCCUCGGGGUCCCCUACGCAGCACCUCCUACAGGCGAAAGGCGCUUCCAACCGCCUGAGCCACCUCUUUCAUGGUCAGAUAUCCGUAACGCAACUCAGUUUGGCCCCGUUUGUCCCCAAACCCUACUGGAGGGCAGGCUACCGGACGUAAUGCUCCCAGUUUGGUUCACCAACAGUAUUGAAGUGGUGUCAUCCUACGUACAGGACCAGAGCGAGGACUGCUUAUUCUUAAACAUAUACGUGCCAACGGAGGAUGUAAAAAGAAUAUCCAAGGAAUGUGCCAGAAAACCCGGCAAGAAAAUUUGUAGAAAAGGAGGUCCUCUUUCAAAGAAACAGAAUGAUGAUUUAGCUGAUAAUGACGGUGCUGAGGAUGAAGACAUUCGUGAAAGCGGGAGCCCCAAACCGGUGAUGGUUUUCAUUCACGGAGGAUCAUAUAUGGAAGGAACAGCAAAUAUGUUCGAUGGAAGCAUCUUGGCCAGUUACGGCAACGUCAUCGUCAUAACCGUAAACUAUCGGCUUGGUGUGCUCGGUUUUUUGAGCACAGGAGACCAGGCAGCCAAGGGAAACUAUGGACUUCUUGAUCAAAUCCAGGCCCUGCGCUGGACGAGUGAAAACAUUGCAUUCUUUGGGGGUGACCCUUUACGCAUUACUGUUUUUGGGUCUGGUGCUGGAGCCUCAUGUGUCAACCUGCUGACUCUUUCCCAUUAUUCUGAAGGUCUUUUCCAAAGGGCCAUAGCCCAAAGUGGCACAGCCUUGUCAAGCUGGGCUGUCAGCUUUCAGCCGGCCAAGUAUGCCCGCAUGCUGGCUAAAAAGGUGGGGUGCAACCUCAAAGAUACAGUGGAGAUGGUAGAAUGCCUACAGAAAAAACACUACAAAGAACUAAUGGAGCAGGACAUCCAGCCUGCUCGUUACCACAUAGCCUUUGGACCUGUCAUUGAUGGUGAUGUGAUCCCCGACGACCCUCAGAUCCUUAUGGAACAAGGGGAAUUCCUCAACUACGACAUCAUGCUGGGCGUCAACCAAGGCGAGGGGCUAAAGUUUGUGGAACUCAUUGUAGACAAUGAGAAUGGAGUUCAAUCCAACGAUUUUGACUAUGCCGUGUCAAGUUUUGUGGAUGAUUUAUAUGGUUACCCCGAGGGGAAGGACAUCUUGCGGGAGACCAUUAAGUUUAUGUACACUGACUGGGCUGACCGCCACAACCCGGAGACCAGAAGAAAGACCCUGCUGGCACUCUUCACAGAUCAUCAGUGGGUGGCACCAGCAGUGGCAACAGCAGACCUUCACUCCAGCUUUGGCUCGCCUACUUAUUUCUAUGCCUUUUACCAUCACUGCCAGAUGGAGCAGGUGCCACCCUGGGCUGAUGCGGCACAUGGUGAUGAGAUCCCAUAUGUGUUUGGGCUGCCCAUGAUUGGUCCAACUGAGCUUUUCCCUUGCAACUUUUCCAAAAAUGAUGUGAUGCUUAGUGCAGUGGUAAUGACCUACUGGACCAAUUUUGCCAAGACUGGUGACCCCAACCAGCCAGUUCCACAAGACACAAAGUUCAUCCACACCAAGCCCAACCGUUUUGAGGAAGUGGCCUGGACGCGUUAUAACCAAAAGGACCAGCUAUACUUGCACAUCGGCUUGAAGCCACGUGUCAAGGAACAUUACCGUGCCAAUAAGGUCAACUUAUGGCUGGAGCUGGUGCCUCAUCUCCACAGCCUCAAUGAGGUCACCCAGAUCAUUUCCACUACCACUAAGUUGCCUCCACCCGAGGUCACUCCCCGUACACCAAAGAAGAUCCCAGUCAACACCAAGAGGCCCUAUCCUACACCGUUUCCGACUGAAACACUGAACCAGAAUCAGAACCAACCCUUCCUAGAGAAUCAGAGGGACUACUCCACUGAACUAAGCGUCACCAUCGCCGUUGGUGCCUCGCUGCUCUUCCUAAACAUAUUGGCAUUUGCCGCACUCUACUACAAGAAGGAUAAACGAAGGCACGAUGUCCACCGGCGUUGCAGCCCACAGAGGACCACAGCCAAUGAGCUGCCCCAUACACAAGAAGAGGAGAUCAUGUCUCUACAAAUGAAACACAGCGACUUGGAGCGCGAGUGCCGGGAGGCCAUGCACCCAAAUGAGAUGGUCAUGAGAACUACCUGCCCGCCCGAUUACACACUCGCCAUGCGCCGUUCACCGGACGACAUCCCUCUCAUGACCCCGAACACCAUCACAAUGAUACCCAAUAGCAUGCCAGGCCUCACCUCCUUACACCCCUUUAACAGUUACCCCAGUGGACAGAAUAACACCCUGCCCCAUCCACACCCUCAUUCACACUCCACCACUAGAGUAUAGCCACACACACAUGUUCUCACACACAAACAUACACAGACAUAUACACUCCCACUGAUGUGGAGUAUCAGUGUGACAAUGAAAAGAGGAGAUGACACUGGGUUGAGGAAUAUCUUUACUCCCAGUGCUCAGAGGAACAGGAAAUAACAAUGCUGAUUUUUGUUCCUUGAGAGCAACACCAUCAAUUUAUAUUAGAAAAAUGAUAAACAAAAAGACAAAAAAAAACUCUUUCUGAUGUAAUGAAAAACAAACAGAGAUGAUUUUUUUACACUUAUAUUGUGACAAAACCAGGGCCAUUUCCUGGGAACAUCUAUCAGUCUGGGAUUCUUUGAGGAAUGGUUUGAUUCAGUUACCCGAAGAGGAAAAAAAGGAAGAACAGAUGAGAUGAUGUGUGGGAGGCCCUUUGUAAACAAAAGGAAACAUAUUGUUUUCCCGGGGCACUGGAUUGUAGAUUACUCUCUUCAGAGCAGACUGGAGAUGCUGUUUACCUAAUUUAGGCAUAUGUUCUACUUCUGGUGGAGAAUGCGGAAUACUACAGGAAAAUGAAGAGAACGAAAAAUCCUCAAGAAUAUGCACAAUAGAGACAUUCAUUGAAUGUCUUUGAAUUCUUUAUGUCAUUUUAUUUUUUGGGGGAACAAUUUUAUUGUAUAGGACAUAUUUACAUAUCUAGAUGUGCACACAAAGCACCCGUGCUCUUUAAGCCCUAGCUGAGGCAUUGAUACUGAGGAAUCUGCCUCAAGAGCAUAGUGGGGAAUUUAUUGGCUUCCUGGCAGAUACAGUUACAUCACAAGUGCUGUCUAUACUGAAACUGGCUGACUCAAAGGGAGGCUGGAUUUUUUUAGCACGACGCGCAUGACGAUUUAUCUGCUUGGUGGCUGUUCUGCUGAUUAAUUCAUUAUUUAAAACAACAACAAAAAUCAUUUUCUUCCCCAUUUGGAUUUGUUUAAGGAAAUACUGAUCUGAUUGGCUCAUGGGAGGAAUUGGAAUAUGCUGACAAGGGCGGACACGUUGGGUUCUAAAUAUGUUUAUGGGAAGGGGUGGGGAUAUGCUAACUAGAUUGCGUUCACAAAUAGCUUGAGUGAACCUGGUUAUAAAGACUAGUUUUGUACAUGUGUGUUGUUAAAAAAUUUUAAUAUUGGUGAAUCACUUGUUGUUUGAGCCCCCAUGUGUGGGACAUUAUUGUACUUUUUGAUUUGGUCAUUGGUCUCAGUUAUAAAACAUUGUUUUAUUGGAUUUAUUUUUUUUUAUUUUUUUUGUUAAUUUUUGCUAAUAGUCAAACCACCCUACCUUAGAAAAGUUCUUACCUGUAAUGUUUGAUUCUCAUUUCUUUGUUUUCGGUGCUUUAUGAGGCAGACCCCCCACACAGCUUUGAACAACCAGUUGACAACGCAUAUUUUGUACGACUUGGAGACUUGCGUUGGUAUCCUCUCAUCCAGAACUUUCUGAUUCUCCUGAAUGAUCAUCACGAAUGAAUCCCACACUGGAGACAGGAGGGCCCCUGAUGAAAGAGUGUAUUGGGGGCUUCUGAAGUUACGAAGCCCUUGAUCAUACCACUUAAAGCUAGCUAUAGAAAGAGAAAGACAAAUGGACAAAGUGAAAGAGAACAUUUUGUCAUUUCUUACCCAGAGAUAAGUGCUCAAAGUCAGUAGCCUCACUGCUAAAAGCCAGUUUCACCUGCAAAUCUCUCAGUAAUUGCUGGUUUUAUCCAUCCUCGAUUGUUUUACUUUUUUCAUCCUACAUGCUAAUGAUCGACACAGUGAAUCUCAGGCUAAAGUCUAGAGGACCCCUGAUGAGACAGUUCAUUACUGGGCCUACUGAUCUGAAGAGGCCAUUGAAGUUAGCUAGAGGAAGAGAAUCGAGAAACGAUAAUGAUUAAUUUUCUCAGAGCCUUGUUGCAUUAUGUACUACAUGGCAAAAAGUUAACUGAUGCCAAUUCUUUGUUCUCUUUCUGUGAGUACUAGUCACUUCAGGGUGACAAUUUAGAUUUCUUGUGAAUCCUUUUUAAAUCCUGGAAAUUUGAUUGAACACAAACACCACAGAAAGGUAAACUUCUACAUAAAGAUCUUUUUUUUUUUCUCAGCGUGUAGCGAACAAUUAUAGAAAAACAGCUAUAGACUGCUAAUGCGGUUCUCCCAGAUCAGAGGUCCUCCUCUUUGCUUUUGUGCGCACUCUUUCGGUCAACAACCCUUAUGCUACUGCUAUUUCCUAAACAAACAGUAAAAGCAACCCUUAAUUUCAUGGUGUUUUUUUUUAUUUUUUUUUACUGUAGCUCUGUGCUUAUGUCCUAGCUAGCCUUAACCAUGCAAUGAUAUAUUGACAUUCAUUUCAAAAAUACUGCUCCACAUAGCUGAACAUUAAAGAUAAAAUAUGUUCUGAUUGGCUGUGAAUGCUUUCAGAUAACAGAAUUACUUGGUUAGGAUAUGGAGUAACGACCAAUGGGAAAGACAUUAGAAGCCAUUUUAUUAGCAGUACUGCCUUUCACAUCUCACGGUAAUUAAACAUUGAGGUAAAACAUAGGCUUUUGGGAGUGUAUACUUGAGACCGUGAAUAGCUAGUGGCGAAGUUCUAAUGAGGGACUAGGAAAGCCAAGGAAGGGAACAAGAUUGAAAGAAUCAUGCUGCUCUCCUCCUGAUCAGCAAACUCUUGACACACAUUGUCCCCAACAACACGUUCCCCUUCAGAACACAAUCUCCUCUGGGCUUUUCCUCUCUGUUCUGCCUUCACCUGUGACAACUCUACUCAGUACAAAAGGGCCAGAAAGAGCAUCGCUGCUCUGUUUGCCAUGUCCCCAUCUGCUGGUAUGCAUAUACAAAGUCAGCUUGCCCAUGUGUCCCCUGCAAAGGAAGCUCCUUUGAACAAUAUUAAAAUUUAUUGAACCAUACAUUGGUGGGGCACUCAGAGGAUUCAUUUUGUGCAUGCACAUGUACCAAGGAGAGAGAUGGGAUUCAUAUGUAAUUGGGAAGAUCUUUACAGCUCAGUUUGUUUCUUCAUACAUAUGCACAUAUACUCACAUGCCAGGAUAAGCCUUGUAACUGAAUGUAAUACAAGACUGAGGGCCAUUUUCUUACAAACAGCAAACUUCAUUAUGUGUUUAUUUUCUACUGGCUGACCUUAAAAGAACUUCAAAAUGGCUGCUGAGAACUACAGAGGGGUGUUGUGAUAUUUGUCAUUUUGUCUUUCUUUCUGGUUAAAUAGGAUCUUCUGGAGCACAAUAAAUGAUUUUAUCAAGCUCAA